GACGCCAUUUUAAAGUACGUUUGUUUACUCAGAAAGGAAAUACUAACGAUUCGUAAUGGAAAUGUGUGACUGUUUGGAUGUAAGGUAGUGCAAGAAGAGUCGCGAUAAACCGUGUUUGAUUCUACGUAGAAGUCAAUGUUCUUCGUUGUCGUACCCAUGAAUAGAAGAAUUUAUUAUAUAUUUCAACUUAACGCAUUAGGAACUGACGUAGAAAGGCGCCAAAACACCCAUUCCAGACUAAUGCCCUUCCAACUGUCACGGCGUUAGAUAUCUGGAGGUGUUGGUUAAUUUGGAGUCGUUUGCCUGGACUACAUAUUUACAGUCACCAUGUUUUACGCCCACUUUGUGUUGGCAAAGAAGGGGCCGCUGGCCCGUAUCUGGCUGGCUGCACAUUGGGAUAAAAAGCUCACCAAGGCACAUGUAUUUGAAACAAACAUCGAAAAGUCUGUUGAUGGUAUUUUGCAACCAAAGGUUAAGAUGGCACUACGGACAUCUGGUCAUUUACUCUUGGGAGUGGUGCGUAUUUAUUCACGAAAGGCAAAGUAUCUACUGGCCGACUGUAAUGAAGCAUUUGUGAAGAUAAAAAUGGCAUUUCGACCAGGGAUGGUAGAUCUGCCAGAAGAACAUCGAGAAGCAGCAGUUAAUGCUAUUACUUUGCCAGAGGUGUUUCAUGAUUUUGAUACAGCUAUGCCAGAGCUUAAUGAUGUCGACAUUGAGGCCCAAUUCAGUUUAAACCAGUCUCGUGCAGAAGAGAUUACAAUGAGAGAGGACUAUGGCAAUAUCAACCUAGUGGCAAGUGAUGAAGGCUUUGGGGAUAUGGGUUUUGACACAGAGCCCCCAGAGCUGAUGAGGAAUGUUUCUAAUUUGGAGCCGUCUCUUGAUCAGGCAAACUUGUUGUUCAGUGAUGGGCCAUCUGUCGAUCAAAUUGCCCUGGAGAAAGAAAAGGAGCCCCAGCCAUCUACAUCAGGAGGCCAGUCGUCGCGAUCCGCACUUGAGAUAGAUGCACCAAUUCGGGAUGAUGGAUUUGGAGGCAAUCUGGGGCAGGAUAUCAUAGCUGGGGGACUCUUUGAGGGAGGGCUGUUUGAUGAUGCACCAAUGCCAACUGAAGUUCCGGCUGUUGAAACAAGUACAGUCCAGCAAGCAGAGGAACCAGAAAAGCCUCCAGAAGAAGCUGCUGCCCAUGAUAGUGAUGAUGACAUGGGCGAUCACUUUGGGGGUCCUCCGUCUGUCGGGGGACAAAGUAUGGACGGGGACUCCCGCCCUGCCACUCCUGUACAAGGACUUGUUCCGGAACCACCGCCCCCCGAGCCACAACCUGUGGUCCCUCCUCCAAUUGAGCCAACAUUUCCAGACCAAGUUGAGGAGCAGCCUGGCAGUGUUGCACAUGAGCAGACAACAUUGCUUCAAAAUGAGGAGGAGAGCUUUGCCCUUGCCCCUGUAGAUGCCUCAGCACUGAGAGGUUUUACAAAGACGAAACGUAAGCGUAAGCUUAUUGUUGAUGAAAUUAAAAACAUAUCUGGUGAAGAGAUGAAGGCCCAGCUGUCCGACACGAGCGACAUUGUGACAACGCUGGAUCUGGCUCCACCUACAAAGAGGUUGAUGCACUGGAAGGAGACUGGUGGUGUGGAGAAGCUGUUUGCUUUGCCAGGCCGCCCUAUUCCAGGCAGAGCACUUUCAAAGAUUUAUCAGCGCCACCUGACAAGUAGAGCUGCUGAGAACUAUGAUUUUGGUCUGACUGGAGAUGAAGUAGAGGAGGAUCUUGCCCUGGAGCAAGUGAAGGAGGCUGAGGGAGACGUGCAGGUGGAGGUGACCAUGGCUGGCAAGCGCAUCAUUCGCAAGAGGAAGCUUCCAGAGCACGAAGAUGUUACUGUCAACAAGAAACUAACAGAGCCACAGGGUGACCUGCCCCCGGCGGACCAGGUGGAUCUGCAGCAGUUUAUGGCUCCUACUCCUCUCCCCCCACCCCCCACCCUCNUUGACGCUGUUCAGUUGGCAGGCAUGGUGCCCACCCCUGCUCCAACUCCGGCACCCUUACUCCCUCCUCCAACCCCUGGAAUUCCACCCCCAACUCCAGGUUUGCCUCCUGCCACACCAGGUCUAGUGCCCCCUGCCACCCCUAUGCCACUCCCCAUGGAUGUGGAAAUGCCACAGAUACCUCCAGAUCAGGUGCACUCUCUGUUGGAGCAACAUGAACAGUCUCUGGUACCCCCCAUGACACCAGCAGCACAACCCCUGCCUCAGCAGCCUCUUAGCACAGCUGUUGAGCAGGUGCCUCCCCAGACACCAGCACCAAUACAGCAACUGCCAGAAGAACAGCUGCCCCAUAUGGAGAACAUGGGCUAUGAUGUGAAUAAUCCCCUGAUGGCCAACAUGGGUUAUGAUGACCAACAUCCGCCUGCACAGACACCAGGUGCCAUUUCGGAAAGAGGGGUGGCCACGCCGUGGAAUGAGGACUAUGAAUUCCCAGCAUCAGUUGGACCGCCCGAGGAACAGCAAGUGGAUGAGACGUAUGAGCAGUUUGAGGAGCGAGUUCUCAACAAGCGUGCUGGCCACAUGUACCACAUAGUGAAGAGCAAACUCACGCGCAGCGACAAGCUGUUCUUGUCUGAAAUGGUACAUCGGAACAACAGGAAACAGGUGGCCCAGAAGUUCUACACACUCCUUGUGUUGAAGAAACAUGUAGUGUUGGAACUGCAUCAAGAAAGCUCAUAUGACGAUAUCAUGAUCACGAGGGGUGCAAAGUUUGAUAAUCCGUCUCUCUAAAAAUCUCUCAAUAUGUGGCAAGAAAUUUCUUGGUGGACGAAAGUGUAGCUGGAGAUUUUGUACAUAGCCAUUUGAUACAAAUUCUACAGAUAGAUGGCUGAGGUGCAUUUUACGUGCCUGUUUGGACAUGGAGAAUUUCAGGAAAGGUGAAGCAUGGUGUUGUAUGAUUGUGUGAGUGCAUUCUGCUUUCUGGUUUUGAACAAUUUAUGUUUCUGGUUUUUAAAAUUAUUAUGUGCUAUAUGCAGAUGUAACAGGGAAAGAUACAGAGUGGGAACUUGAAUGCUCUCAUGCUGUCUUUAAGAGCCUUCUUCCUCUGGUGCUUACUAUCCAGAUUUUUACCCCCCUUCCUUUUUAAAACAAAGUUGUUUUGAUUUUUAUCUAUGACAUCUGAAUCACCACUUGUUUAUUUUUUUGUUGAGUAGACCAGGUGGCAUAGACUUGGCCACUUAAUUCAAGGCUCUGGAGUUAACAUACAUACAUACGUGUCACCAUGAUUCCAAAUUAGUAAUGUGAUUUAGCAGCUGUGAUGACUAGGUUCUCUCUCCAAGUUUGAAAGCUCUAUGAAUGAGGUGGUGUUUUGUAAUCAUGUAAUAUUUAUGAUAUAAACAGGUGAAAUUAUCAGCUAAUGGUGAACAGUAGAUCAUAAAAACAUGUACAUUUUCAAGGAGAUUAGCAUACUUUUUGUAUAAUCAAACAAAGGUGUGUGUGUGUGUGCAAUAACAGAGUCAACCUAUCCCACUGGUAAUAAAUGGGAAUUCAUUCAGUAAAUUGACUGGCUCUUGGAUUUACAACUGGGGUUCAGUUCCUGGCUGUGGUAGGAUUUUUCUCUUCAAUAUCAAGUCAAGACCAGCUGUGACUCACCCUCCUUUUUAAUGGGUUCCAGGGACUCGUUCCUUGUGGAAGGGUGUAAACCAGCUGGUGUAUGGAGCUGAUCAUCUAUGUCUGUUGUCUUCUGUUGAAAUUAAGAAUGUGGGAGAUUUUCCUUCAUGUUUUCAUAGUGUGCUUAUGCACAGAGGCAGUUAUACCGUUACGUUUGGACCCUUCAUGCACAAAGCUUUGUAACGCUCAUAUCAACAGUUGAUUCUUCCCUAGAUGGCAGUGCAUUAGGUCUUCCAUCAGUUGACCACAUUUUCUUGUUUUUGGUGUGUUUGCAAUGAAAAAUUAGCAUUGCUUUGUCUCCAUGUAACUAUUCAAGAAUAUGGGAUGGAUUUUCAUGAAAUUUGAUGCUUUGGAGUUUUCCUGAAAUAUGUUAGCACAUCAGUCUUCUGGUUAAAUUAGACACAACAGUACUGGACUCUUUAUAUGAAGACCUAUGUGCAUUUCUGCACCCAUUUAAAAUGUAACUCACUAAAUACUUACGAGAUUGACUUGUUUUGAACAAAAGUAGAGAUAAAUGAAACACAUUUUAUUCCCAGCAUUGCCCUACAAGUCUUACAGUUACUGAGAUAAUUAAAAUAAUAUUGAGCAAAUGCUGCAGAAUUGGUGCACUGUGCAUACAUAUCCCAACUUAUUAUCACUGUGGGUUGUGCUUUAGUUUAAUUCCAGAUCACGACAAGAAACUUCAAUUAAUUUGGUAUAAAUAACAGUUUUUCGUAAUUCAGAGUAAUUAACAUUCUUCAAGUGGGACAGGCAAUUCUGUAAGUGGAGAUCUUGUUAACUUGUCAGUUGCAUAAAUUACUCAGCAGUGUUGAAUGUGAUGAGGAUGGGUUGUGGAUAGAGAAUUUGUAAAGGAUUUUAAAGAAAGAGGUUGUUUCAUAUUUCAAAGUGCCAUCAUCAUAUCCUCUAGAAGGACAGAGAGAAUCCCAGGAUAGCUCAGUCAUUGUAGUGAGAGGCUGUGGGCUGGAUGACCAGAGGUUUGGGGUCUGAUUCCUAGCAGAGACAAAAGAGAUUUUUCUCUUCUUCAAAGUAUCCAGACUAGCUCUGGGUCCCACCCAGUCUCCUGUCCAGUGGGUACCAGGGAAUCUUUCCCCAAGGAUAAAGUGGCUGCGUCAUGAAGCUGACCACUCACCUCUACACAAUGCCAAAGUUGGGAAUGCAUGGAGCUGUACCUCUACUUACCUUCUCCCAGGACACCCAGAAGGAUGUGAAAUGUAUUGCUGCUGAGCUGACUGCCAAAGAGACUGAGAGACCUCUGGGGUUUCAGAUUUGAAGUUCUCAAAAUUCUGAAUGUGAAAAAGAUUACCAUCUUCCAGGAUGUGGCACUGCAUAAUCUCAUAGAUAGGUCCAGAGGAUGAAUACCUGCCUGACCUUGAGGGACACACUUCUGCCAUGAAGACGGAAGCAGCAGGUAUUUUGAAAUGUUGGCAUCUGCUUACCACUCUUCAGUGUUACAUCCCAGAAGACGUUAAUGUCCAUCCAGGGCUUAUAUUGUCACAUGUUCAUGACUGAACACAGGGUUUGGAUUUGUAAUUGGGUUUAUUGAAGAUGCAUAACUUGUAACUACAUGUAAUUAUAGUGCUAAUACUAAUUCACCCUCUUUACAAUUAACUAUGACAUGCACUCAAUGCCGUAGAUUCCUCUGCAUUUUUGUGCCACGGCUCCGGUCCUUGCUGACUGAGGCUGGCUCACACUGACUCUUCAUGGCUGCAACCCCUAGCCAAUAUCUGCCUCCUUGCCAUGUCUCUCCAACAUUGGCGAGUAGUGAAUGCUUGGAGACUCACUCAACAAUCCUUUCUACUAACCAACUUGUCCCAUUGGGCCUUGUUAUAUAGUCUCGGUGUAGACUGCAUAGGAAACACCGCUUCCAGCAGCUCUUCUGAUGUUGUGUGCACAUAUCCGUUGCCAAGGAGACAUGUUUCCAGAGCCAUUGCCUAGCAAUGACCUUCUAUUCUGGCUUUGAGCCCUCAUGUAACAGUAUUGUUUCACUUGAACCCAGAACUCUCUACUGUCCUUUAUAACAGAUCAUUUUAAGAAAGUGCAACUAAUAGUAAACUUUUAUCAUAUAAAGCUGUUUGAAUGAUUAUUACAGAACUUGUUUCUUCUCUAGAAGAAAGUGCACCACAGCCCAGUUAUAAAGAUCAGUCAGUCAGUGUUGUUCAUGGAAGUACUUGCUUUUUUUAUGAGAACUAAGCGAACUGCACAAAUGAACUAUGCAGAUUAGAUGUGUUACUUAACAUUAAACUAAAUGGUAUGCAAACAAUUGUCGCAGUGCUGUAGAGGGUUAAGGGUUCCCAAGGUGGUGGUCUGGGCUUUGAGGCCGACUGAAUCGAAUGGAAAUUUUUAUAUGACAGAAAAUAAGUUGCUAAAAUAAUGAAGAUUGGGGCCUCCUGGGAUGUGAUGCUAUGUAGUUGGCAGAAGGCUACCAGUGUUUUGGAGGAACCUGCUGUGUUUAUCUUCUACUGUGAAGAUGGAUGCAGUGGGUCUCUCUGAAUCAUUAUCACUGAAAUGGAGUUUUGGUUAUGCAGAAUGUUCAAGAUAAUUUUUGGUUUCACUUUGUGCAGUUCUUGGGUUGCCUUCGAAAGGUACCCAUUUGUCAGGGUUGAAGACUUUUACUCUGAAGAUGGAAGCAGGUGGUACCUAUCUACCAGACUACAUGGUGUCACCAGAAGACUGUCAUCUGAAUUGUCAAAUUUGUAUUUUGCCUAUGCAUUGUCCGAUGCUUGGUUCCCUGGUCUUUACCUGUAGUAGUUUAUUUCAAACCACUUAAGAAACUGCACGAAUGACAGUAAUGCUGAUUGAUGUAGCUCGUCACAGCAGUAGGUUAUAGCAACUGUCACGUAACUUCAAACAAGGCCAAGAGUAACCUUGAAUGCGCAGAAGAAAAAUUUCAGACAAGGGGGUGGGUUCGAGGGUUUGAGAAGUGACAGGUGGCCAGUUGUUUGUAAGGCACCCUCGAAGCAGGUUAUACUUACAGUUUUUCUAUCAUCUGUUUAAAAACAUCAGUUUCCUUGUGCACUUAAAUCAUACAUAGUGAGUAAGAAAUUAGGUCAGGGUAUAGGUAUAAAUUAGUAAUACACAUUAAACGUAUUUUUCUUUGUAUGACGAGUGGCAAUAUGUUUGUAUUGUAAUAUGUUCUUCGAAAAGAGGAUAGGAUAGUUUCAAUGAAACACGAGGUGUCAGUGAAAGUGGAAGAACGAGUGUUAAGAAAGCCCUCCCACCACAAGCUAUGCGCAGGAUUUGACUAGGAAUGCAGGUCCUUGUUCAAAGUUAGGUGACACUGUCUAUAGCUGUCAUCUAUGAAUUUUGCGUAGCUCAAGUUAAUGUUUCAGGCACGCUGUCAUGUAAAUUAUGUAAGAUGAAAAUGACACCACCAGGUCAAGAGCCUCCAUCACUGCUCUUGAUGCAUGUUUUUGCUUCCAUUUUUCUUAAUGCCAUUCACCUACCUUAGUUUUUGAUCUCUUUUAACAUCCCCUUUUCAGAUUUAUUACUGGCUGAUUUUAAUAGGCUCUGUAUCUGCCCUAAUGUGACCAGCCCAUCUGGGUCAACUAGCUUUAGAUUUCUCUCUGAAUUUCUUGUCACAGUUUCCUAAGAAGAAACCAAAGUCUUACACUUUCACAUCAUUCUACAGUUGUGUUUGUGUGCUGUCCUGCUGGUUCUCAAAAGUUGUAGUGAAAAGAAAUUGUGGGUUGUGACACUAUAUUCUGGUAGCUAUUAACUGAUUCUGUCUUGGAGAUGGAUGCUGCAAGUUCCUCCAGAAUGCUGGCACAUAUGCCACACUUUGUGAAGCCACAUUUGAGAAGAUAUUCCACUAUCCCUACAGUGGUUUGAAGUUAAAAAUUGCUGACAGUCUCUCUUCCAUAAUGUUGCCUGUGCAAGGUGUGGUGUGCCCUGGUUCAUAGAGUAAGGUAGGGUCAGGUAAAGAUGUCCCUGUGCUUAAUUAGUUAAGCAAUAUGCCAUGAAGACUUAUGGUGGAGUGGAGGUAUAGCUCUAUCGGUUCAUAGAGUAGAUGUACUUCAAGUUCAUUUCUGUGGUGGAUGGUAGAAGGAAUGUGACUGACUUAGCUGUUACAGAAUAAGAGUAUCGCCAGCCACUGUAAUUGCAAUUUUAAUCGUUUCUUGCAUCCUGUUGUGUGUUUAAUUAAUAGUAGAGUGAAUUUACCGACUACACAACACGUGUUGUGUAGUCGGUAAAUUCACUCUGCUAUCACUUUAAUUGCAUCCCAAACUCUCAGUGAGGCAUUUCACUUACAAAGUUCAUUAUGUGACCACUUGAGAACUUAAUGAAGGUUAAAAUUAAGGUAAGACUUCUGGGAUGUGACACUGUGUACUUGGGUAGAUAAGUACCAACAUUCCAAAGGAACUAUAAUCUUAAAAUACCUGAUGCUGACCCCUUUCAACAAUGUUGAGGGCUGCUUUGUUUCUAGCAUGGAGUAUUCAGUAGACAUUCUGUACAGUGAAUUUGAAGUUUAUGAAAUGGUUCACAGAAGCUGACUGACCAAAAGAUGUUUGUAUUCUAAAGUAUUUCUGUAUCUGUUACCAUAUUUAUAUUUGUGUAACAAUGAAAUGAUUUAUUCAGUCUCAUGCAAAGCAACCAUUUUAGUUUAUUAGCCAAGCACUAAUUGUGUAAUUUGCCUUUCACCCUGGAAGAUAAAGUUACAGAUCGGAUACAGGCUACAAAACCUAAUCUUUUUGGUAUUUACUGGUAAAGAUGUCUCACCAGAUUUCAUACAAAUUCUUGGGGUAUUAUAAUUUCAGCUGGCAUGCAGAUGCAUACACAGGUCUGUAGGAUGUUAUUUACAAUGUACAUGUGACCACUUGGCAGUCGCACCUCUUGAGCAUACUUCAGUUUUGUGAGGUGCCUUGUGGAAAUGUAGUUCUGUUGACAGAUCCUAAAUGACAGUUCAUUAGUUAGGAGAUUACAGCAGACUCAAUACAUGUAAGAAAAUUUAAUAUUUCUGCAUAUUUUAUGAAUAUUUCAUUGGACUAAACUAUACUGCGGUUUUGUAGCGAGGUAUGGGUCAUAUAACCAUGGUAAAUCCUGAUAUAGAUCUCGAGAAAUGUUAUGACAUCUGCAUUCUCUCUCUACUACUUUUAAUGACCAUGCAUCCACAAAGCACAAUUUUCGGCCUUUAGUUGAACACUUCUAAGGCCUGGCACAUGAAGUGAAGAAACACUAUGAUAUAUAAUAUGUUUUGUCCUGUGGGAUAUAAUCCUGUGUAGUCAUGGGAAAGUCAAUAGACAUUUCAAAGGAAUAUACCACUUCCUUCAUCAGGGUCACUUAGCUAUCUGUUUUUUUUUUCUGGUUUCUUGUUUGAGUCACCAACCCUUAAGACAGAAUGUCAGUUGAAAUUGGGUGGACCACAUUGUGUUAUGUCACAGGAGACCAAAUUCAGAGCUCUUCAGUCAUCACUGAGAAUCCCAAUAUACAAUGCAUACAGCUAAUUCCAAGCAAAACAUAAAGUUUUGGCUGAAAGAGGAGAGGAAAUGGCAUGUUUCACAUUUUUACAUUUUUAAUGGUCUGAAGAUAUGCUAUCAGCCAGAUCAGCAUUUGUCACUGUCAUGUAACUAUUUCCAUUGUUCUCAUUCAUCUUGUAAAACUGUUGGACAUUGAAUGGAGUGUUUACAUUCUUUACUACCAGUUGGCAGAUUGCGCAGUGCUCAUUGGAUGUUGGUUUGCAGGUUGUGGGUUUAAAUCCUGUUUAGAAUGUGACUAUCAUUUCUACUCCUUAAAUAUAGUGCAGGAGGUGGAAUUUUGUUUUCCUUUCCUGUUUUGUUGGCAUAAGAGAGCAGCAGUGUGAACACUGCCAAUAACAGACAAUAACUUGGCACAGGUUUCCUAUGCCAGUAAAGGUAACCAUGUAAAUCAAACUUGUAUGUGUGCAUUUUCUAAAGGUGGCAGAACAAGAUUUCAUACACGUUGUAGAAGAGUGUACAUAUUACAUUUGUUUAGUGGGUGUGUUGCCAUUCCCUCUGCCGGGCAUAUGCAUGCACAUGGGAUGCUCCCUAUUCUGUUUCCAUUUUCCUGAUUUUGAUGUUAACAUGUCAUAGAAUUGUUUACAAUAUGAAUUCUGGAAAAUGGCUUCGAAUACAAACCUAAACAUAAGGCCAUUUUUAUUAAGAUAAAUUUUAAAGGAAGGAGUCUAUAAAUGAAAUAUAUUUUUAUAUAUAUUAACAUUAAUACCGUAAUGAGAGAAUUUGUACAAGGAACAAGACUUCAAUUGCAUAAUUAUUUGUGAAGGCUUGCCAAAAAGUGUAUGUUGAAGAUGUCUGCAUAAGAGGAGACAUUUUAAAACGGGUAUAGUUACAUAGUUUGAUAUUUAACAUAAGAGGGACAAAAAUGUUGUAUUUUAAUUAAUUAAAAGUGCAUUGUUUAUCUGCUAUUUUAAAAAUGGUCUCAGAAGUGCUUUGUGCUGUCAAGCCUCUCUCCUGUUUCAGGUUGUGAGGACCAGUUGAUAUAUUGAUUGACCGUGCAGUCCUGCGACUGUGAGGAGGUCAUGAUACCCAUGUGAACACUGAAUUGCAUCAGUGCUGUUGAGAUUGCUUAUUUCAGUUGAGAAAAUAAAAUAACCACACUGAUACUGUCUAGUGUUCACACGUUCUAACAGGCGACGGUCUCUCAUUGGCUAUGACUAUCACACAACUAAACUACAGAACUAUGAAAAGUUAUAUAGUUGUCUAGUAUAUAAUGCCAUGUAGUCUGGUUGAUAGGUACAAACAUUUCAGAGGAGCAUAUACCUUCAGCUUCAGGUUACCUCUACCAUGAAGAUGCAGUCAGCAGGUUCCUCCAUUGUUGGUACCUAUCUACUAGCAACAUGGUGCCACAUCCCAGAUGACUGUAAUAUUCACUGCCAUGAGAACCUCAAAUGUCAUGAUCACUUCUUGUUGUUCCAAGUCAUUUUCCAUUGCCUUAUGUGGCAGAAAUUGUAAUGUAUUAGAAUAAUGUCACUUUGUAUGAGAAAUACAGUGUUCAAAAUGAAGAUAUUUAAAUCUUACCUGCAUUCUUGUGAUGAGUGGGAUGUACCUGUGCAUUGUUACCCAUUUUGAAUGCUGCAUUAGAAAUGUCUUUGCACAUUGGUUGUUGAGAAAGGCAAUAUAUUUAUUAUAUUACACUAAUAGUUUGAAUUGUCAAAGUGUAGGUAAUCAUUAAAUUAUUUAAUGACAAUUUUUUUUCUUAUUUUCCACUGUUUGUAUUGGGAGGAAAUGGAAUUGGUUGGUUGUAAAAUGUACCAAGGCUCCAGUAUAGUUACUUUACCAUCUCAGAUGUUGGCGCAGAAUUGUAUAUUUGUACAGUUUCUGUGUACUAAGAGUUUGCGGGUAUGUGAGAAUUGCAAUAGUACCUUCUUUAGUCCGGUUUAUUAACUUCAAAAAACCUUCUUUAGGGGGUAAAUUAGUUAAGUGUAAGAUGUUCAUUGACAGUGCAACUGUUUUUCAUGAAUAUAAGGUUAAUAAAUGAGAAGUAAAGUGUUA
Messenger RNA from Cryptotermes secundus, 11108 nucleotides. Its product is annotated as double-strand-break repair protein rad21 homolog. Gene Ontology annotation, cellular component: synaptonemal complex; cohesin complex. The record is from RefSeq and is a predicted model, not a curated record. Gene Ontology annotation, biological process: mitotic sister chromatid cohesion; synaptonemal complex assembly; replication-born double-strand break repair via sister chromatid exchange. Gene Ontology annotation, molecular function: protein binding; chromatin binding. NCBI's taxonomy places the organism in Eukaryota, Metazoa, Arthropoda, Insecta, Blattodea, Kalotermitidae.